This is a messenger RNA of Moneuplotes crassus, 1888 nucleotides long. Lineage: Eukaryota; Ciliophora; Spirotrichea; Euplotida; Euplotidae. The record is from the annotation of a GenBank genome assembly.
AUUAAUUAAGCAGAAAAUGAAUCCAAGAAAUUAUCAAGACUUCAGAAACGUCACUCAUACGCCUCAGGAGCUAGCUGGAGCUUUGAAAAUGGCACAAUUUGAGCUGGAGAGAAUACAGCUAAGCUUGAAAGAUCUUCUCUCUGAACGAGAGGAUUUUCAAAAAUUUCUUUUCAUCGUCAGAUCAUGUCAUCUUAAUAACAAAAUUAUGGAUCACUUUAUCCAUGUGAUUGCUGACGGUCUUAUUGAGAACAAGCUGGUCUCUAGUGAGGAAUACCUCGAGCCUGGAGAAGACCUCUACAGCACUGAUUUCUUCAAGGAAAAGUUUAAAAAGUAUCAAUUCCACGUCAAAGAAGAAGAAUAUCUUUUAGAGCAAGAAAACUUUGAUAUGGUGUUUGAGUCAAUGCUGGUGAGAAGUGAGAGCACUCCUUUGGGCGCCUCCCUUGAGCCAGAGAAUGUUUCCCUACUCUGCUUGCUUUUUCAGCAAUUUGUUAAAUGGACCGAAAACCUCAUCUUGGUCAUUGGAGAGUUUGUCAAAUAUCAUUGUGAAGGAGAUUUUAAGGACUAUUUGGUAGAGCUUUCCUAUAUCCAAUAUACUGUUAGGUCCUUCAGCAAGCUGAUCUUUAUUGGAAUGAGACCAAUGAAAAAUCCCUUUUUGAAACUUCUCUACAAAACUGCUGAUUCUCCUGAGUGGCAAAAGAUGGAAAAAUACGUCACAAAAAUUAAGAGCGGGGAUGCAAUCUCAAUCCAUCAAACUUAUAUGCAGAUGUUUCAGAAUUUGUUGAGGAUCACUUAUAAAGACUGCCCUGGGCAGCUACAUCAGUUCAUCAUGACCGCAACAGUUGAAGAUGUAAGGAAAGCAUUAAAUAUGUCAGAAUCUAAGAAGUAUACCGCCCUUAUUGAUAAGGCUUUACCCCAAGUCAGCACUGAAAAGAUCAUCUAUAUCCCAAAGGAUUCAGAAAGCAUUAAAUCAUCGAUGAAAGGAGGAAGGAUCAACAAGGUAUCCUUGGAGUAUGAAAAUUAUUUUGAUGAUCCUCAUUAUUACUCCCCAGAUGAUCAUGUUAAGGUGAGGUGCAUGAACAAUGACCUUUACCAAGAUGUUGUGUAUCCUGUUGACAAUCAUAUUUCGACUGUGAUCAUCCACAUCCAUGGAGGUGGGUUCAUGUGAAUGAGUUCUAAAACCCAUACUUUGCAUACUAAAACCAUCAUGGCUGAGACUGGAGUUCCAAUAUUUUCGAUAGAUUACAGGCUUGCCCCAGAGAACCCAUUCCCAGCAGCAAUAGAGGACUGAUGGGGUGUAUACGAUUGGUUUAUUCAUCACGGUUUUAAGCAAAUGAAUCUCUCUCCGAAGAACAUCAUCCUGAUGGGAGAUUCAGCAGGAGGAAAUUUGGUGUGAGGAAUCACAAGUUUAUCUAUUAUUAAUGAUAUCAGAGUUCCUGAUGAGGUCAUUCUCAUAUAUCCAUCUUUACAAUUGUCAAUGGGAAUUAUUGUUCCUUCUUUACUGUAUUCCCUAACAGAUCCUUUGAUCACUAUGAACUUUGCAAGAGUUGUGUAUGAGGGAUACACUGAUGGUCAGGUUUCUACCAAGAACGAUUAUAUGAUAAACCCUUUGAUAACUCCCGACUCAAUCCUGAAGCACUAUCCAAAAACGAGGAUUUUGGUAGCAACCAAAGAUGUCCUUAGAGACGAAUCUUAUUUAUUCUUAAGCAGAGCAAUCAAAAUAGGAAUGGACAUCAAACUUUCUGAGCUGAUGAACUUCCCUCAUGGAUUUCUGAAUUAUAGCACUGGAAAAUUUGGCAUCAAAGGAGCAGAACUUGGCCUAGAUCAAAUUAUUUUCUGGGUUGACGAAUUUAGUAACAACAUGACAGCUAGGAUAUAAUUUCAAUCUGAC